AUGGGACAUAAAAUUAGAUCGCAAAGUUCUGCACCGUCGAAGAAAACGAAAAAUGACAAAAAGGAAGAACCUGAGAAGCCCGAUGAGAACUCCAGAGCUGCCAAACAGGAGGCUAGGAAACAAGCUAGAGAGAUACGCCAACAAGGACGUACUAUUGUCGCACAAUCUAAUAGCUGGACAGGAAAAUUACCAGGCUCAUUACUUCAUGAGUAUUGCCAGAAACAGAAGUGGAACAAGGUACAGUAUGAUAUGCAUAAGCAGAAAGAUGGAUUUGUUGCCACAGCCGUACUCUCAUGGAAGAAUCCGAAAACUCAAGAGGUUAUAACGGUGAAAAUACAUCCGCCAACAUCGCUAGUGAAACCACAGGAAACUCCAAUUGAGGCUAGGCAUUAUGCUGCCACUUUUGCUCUUCACUCUAUUGCAUUUGACAAAAAUAUUCAUAUGGUCCUCCCAUCUAAUCACAAAGCUCUGUGGAGGGAGUUGGAAGACGCUAGAAAAGAGAUGGUGAAACAGAAUCCUUACAAGGCGAAACUAAAGUUUACUUCAAAUCCAUUCGCUGCAGUAUUAGAGAAAAGGAAAGAAGAUGAACAGAGGGCCAGAGAAAGGCAUUCUAUAGAAGCUGAGGAGAAAAAGAUCAAGAAGCCUACUAUUGUCAUAGGAAAUGGUAAUCAUGUGAACAACUCUGACGAAACGAAUACUGGUCAUAGAAUUUCAAAUCAGUUAAGGAAAGAAUCAUCAGUACGUUUUCCUCGAAAGGUGUGGCAAAACGCUGUAAUGAUGGAUCUUGAACCUAGAACUAGAGUCCUUAUUGAUGAUGCUAUUAGACAUCACAUUGACUGGUCUGAAGGUGAUGAAAAUGGGAACAAACAAGUUGAUUAUGUUCUGAUUCUUGAAGAGAUUGGAUUCAGAAAGUCACAUGUAGAAGAGGCUUUACAAUAUACAUCAACGUUUGCUGAUUCCCUAGAAUGGUUGAUUUUUCACGUCCCUGAAGAUGAUCUACCUCCAGUCUUUGCUAAAAAUGAUGAGGACUCUCACGUCAGAUUGAAAAUUACAAAGAAUAUUAAGAAAGAGCACCAGAUCGAAACUCUAUGUCAAGGAAGUUGCAGCAGAAAUGAAGCCUCCACUGCUUUGGACACUUGCGAUGGCAACAUAGUGAAGGCUGCUGUCAAGUUAACAAACAGGCUAGUUGAAUUCAAAUCCAUAGAGAAAUGCCAGAGUUCUGAAGAAUCGUGGAAUGAAGAACGUGAAAGCUUGAAUGCUAUUUUUGCUAACAGAGUGCUUGAUAGUCUUGGGCAUGCUGACGAUGCUUAUGAAAUUCUAUUAGAACCUGAAGGCUUUCUACAGUCCGGUGGAAAACAUAUGCUUUCAUUACGUGCUUAUCGGUCGGAUAAUUAUCCAUGCGAUAUAUGCGGUUUACAAGUCGUGGUCAAAGAUCCUUCUUACAGAUUACCCAAGUAUAUCAACAUGUCGAUCCUCACGCAAUUGUUGAAAUUCAUCAUGAAAAGCGACCUUACAGGUAUGCCAUAUCUUUAUUCAUGUAUCGACUGGCUUGAAUCAAACAUUUCUUGUAUUAUCGCCGAUCCUGGUCCACUCUACGAUCUUUCAUCGAGAAACAAUGCAGUUUCAAUACGACGAACAGAUUCUUCUACAGCUAUUGAUUCUUCUUCUUCCCAAUCUCAUACUAGGCACAAGGGUAGAGGAAACGGGCAACGUAGCGACAAACUAUUAUCUUCUAUGAAGGAAAUGUAUGCAAAACGUGCCGUUUCAAGGGAACUAAAGGAUUCUCUUUCGAAACGUGCCGCCUUGCCUGCCUGGAAAAAAAUGAAAGAAUUGGUUAACACUAUUCAAUCAAAUAGAGCCAGCAUUGUCACUGGUGAAACAGGUUCCGGUAAGUCUACUCAGAUUGUUCAAUUCAUUCUGGAUGCUUUAUGUCAGAGUGGUGACUUUUCUACAAACAUUAUAUGUACUCAACCACGGCGUAUUUCCGCCAUUGGAUUGGCUGAGCGGGUUUCAGCUGAGAGAGUUUCUAAGUGUGGUGAAGAGGUGGGAUAUAUUAUCAGAGGUGAGAAUAGAGCUAGCCGAUCAACAAGAAUCUCAUUUGUCACUACUGGUGUCCUUCUACGUAUGAUUCAAUCUAUUUAUGCGGUAUCUGAAAAUACUGACAAAGGGUUCUUCGAACAUGUGGGUUACAUUUUUGUUGACGAGGUCCACGAAAGGUCUAUUGAUAGUGAUUUCUUACUUAUCAUUUUGAAGAAAAUACUUCACAAGUUUCCGCACUUACAUGUUGUACUCAUGUCUGCUACCAUAGAUCUUAAGACAUUUGAGGGUUUCUUCAAAACCAAAAAUGCCGUUUCAGGUCCCGCCCAUGUCCAUAUUUCCGGUAGAAUGUUUCCAAUCCAGGACUUCUAUCUCGACACAAUUCUUCCGGAACUCAAUUUUACCGUUAAAACACCACGUGAUGAAAUUAUCAAGCCCAGGGCAGACUCGAGGUAUUUUCAGGACGGUAACAUUAACUAUGACUUGCUUACACUACUUGUUCGGUACGUGGAUAAGCAGCUAACUAACGUUGGAAGUGAUGGAUCCAUUUUAGUUUUUCUUCCAGGUGUUAUGGAAAUUACUAAAUGCUUGAAUAAAAUAAAUGAUACUGGAUCGUUCUGGGGUCUUGCACUACAUUCUGGUGUCAGCUCUGCUGAUCAGAGAAAGGUUUUUAACAGAGCCCCUCUUGGGAAGCGGAAGAUUGUUGCUUCUACGAAUAUCGCAGAGACUUCGGUUACUAUUCCCGAUGUCGUCGCUGUCAUAGAUACAGGCCGUGUUAAAAGUAUUCGUUAUGACGUGACGAGUGAUACUACAAAGUUGGUAGAAAGUUGGUCAUCACGUGCCGAAAUUGCUCAACGUCGCGGUCGUGCUGGUCGUGUUCGUGAAGGAUUAUGUUACCGUUUGUUUACUCAUGACACGGAGGAAAACACAAUGCUUGCCCAGCCAAUUCCUGAGAUUAAGAGAACUCCAUUGGGUGCAGUUUACUUAGUAGUUAAAGCCAUGGGUAUAUCAGAUGUCUACAGAUUCUUAUUGGAUGGGCUAGAUCCUCCCCGUCGAGAAAAUGUCGAGAAUGCGAAGCAGACUUUGACUGAGGUGGGCGCUCUACGUAACGAUAAGCUAACUGCUCUUGGCAAGUAUUUGUCAAUGCUUCCUACCGAUAUAAAGUCGGGUAAGAUACUUAUCUUCAGUACCUUGUUUGGUUGCGUAGAAAGCGGCCUUACUUUGGCAUCCGUUGGUGUUACCAAUAGUCCAUUUUUGCGGAGUCGUGAAGUUAGAGAUCAAGUAAAGAUUGCUCAGAAUAAGUUCAGUCAUGGUGAGGGUGAUCUUAUGGCUAUUCUUAAUGCAUUUAAUGCCUAUUCUGAACUAACCACAUCUGCUCAGAAGAGGCACUUUAUUGAGGAUAAUUAUCUCUCCAGAAACGCUCUUAGGGAUAUUCAAUCGACGAGGUCGCAGUAUAUGGCCGAUCUUGAAGAUCUAGGUUUUCUUCCUAUGGGUUAUUCAAAACAUGAAGAUAAGUUUCCUGUGUUCAAUAGGAAUUCUCAAAACUUCGCUAUCCUUCGGGCUAUUUCAACAGCUGCACUUUACCCUCAUAUUGCUCGAGUCGAGCCACCUGAUCCUAAGUAUCUAUCCUCUGGCUUUGGUUCUAUAGUCAUGGAUCCAGAUGUUCGCAAGAUCAAGUACUGGAUUCGAAAUGAAGAAUAUAUCAAGAAGAGACUCGAGGGUAGAGACGCUCGUGAUGAUAACUUGUUGCCUGCAACGAGAGCAUUUCUUCAUCCAUCAUCUACCUUCUUCUCUUUUUCUGGAUUCUCAGAAGAGGUGUCGCAGAAUGAUAUCAAAAUGGAUUCCGAUGGAAACUACGUUUACGCGCCUACCAUUCCGAAUGCGGGUGGCAGCAGUGUGUCCUCGUCUCCUCUUUCUGCCUCCUUUAUUGCAUACGACUCCUCACAGACGACUACUAAACUUUAUCUUCACGGUGCCACACCUACUUCUGUGCUUGCAUUACUAUUAUUCGAUGGUGAUAUCUCAUAUGACCUUUCUUCUACUAGUUCCGGACGUCCAUCUCCGGGUAUCGUUAUGGAUAGUUGGUUGCCAAUAAGGACUUGGUGUAAGAAUGCUGUGAUGAUCAUGAAGCUCCGUAGACUUCUUGAUAAGUUCUUGGACAAGCGAUUGUCAACUCCUUUGUAUGGCGAACAAAACGAAGAGAAUAUCGAUGAUGAGGGCAUAUUAAGUUCUGAUAUCAUGACAACGAUCGAAAGAGUUCUAUCAAUAGAGAGACGUUGA
Brettanomyces nanus is the source of this 4317-nucleotide messenger RNA. RefSeq lists its product as uncharacterized. Lineage: Eukaryota; Fungi; Ascomycota; Pichiomycetes; Pichiales; Pichiaceae. The transcript has a single exon. Gene Ontology annotation, molecular function: protein binding; RNA binding; ATP binding. The coding region runs from base 1 to 4317 and encodes 1438 amino acids. The record is from RefSeq and is a predicted model, not a curated record. Gene Ontology annotation, cellular component: intracellular anatomical structure.